Messenger RNA from Penicillium chermesinum, 336 nucleotides. RefSeq lists its product as uncharacterized. The record is from RefSeq and is a predicted model, not a curated record. Bases 1 to 336 code for a protein of 111 amino acids. NCBI's taxonomy places the organism in Eukaryota, Fungi, Ascomycota, Eurotiomycetes, Eurotiales, Aspergillaceae. The transcript is spliced from 2 exons.
AUGGGAGGCCUGGGAUCAUCAACUUAUCAGUCUAUCAUCACGCACCAGCAGUUGUCGACGGAACUCGAUUCCCGACCCGCUCGUCUCACCUUCCUUCCUGUCCCGUCUAAAGAGAUUCCUUCCCCCACGAUCGUGGAGGUUCAACUCGUCCGUGGGGGACACAAAGACACGGGAGACCCCAACUGCCGAGAUGCGCAGCGCUUCUCCAACCUGGGCUUAUCACCUGGGAAUGAUAUGAUCGCUAGGGUCUGGGACUACCCGAAGAUCGUCUCCCAGAAAAAUGGGCUACCCCGCAAAUCGUCAAAGGAUAGGGUAAUAGCCGGCGAUACAAAAUGA